AUGUUCCGAGUUGCCUUCAAUCGUCUGGGUGCUGCUGCUCAGCCUAGUGGUGGUGUACUACAAGGCCUCAAAGCUAGUGGAGGGUUCAAGGCAGCAUUCAGGGAGUCAACCUUCUGGAGCUCUCCUGCUGUGAUGGGGACCACAUUCCUAGCUGUCCUAUCCCUCCCCUUCGUAUACCGUAUUGGAUCGGCCAUGUAUUGGACUAAGGAAUUGAGGAAGCUCAAUGCUAGGGAGGUCAUCAAUGACCGGUUCAAUUGGCUACAUACCGAGAUGCUGGAUGAUGAGGUUACUAAACAGUGCGCAAAGCAAACCCCUAAGGGAUUACAGAUGAUUGGUAACACCGAUGCUUCUUAA
This is a messenger RNA of Perkinsus marinus ATCC 50983, 354 nucleotides long. RefSeq lists its product as hypothetical. The transcript is spliced from 3 exons. NCBI's taxonomy places the organism in Eukaryota, Perkinsozoa, Perkinsida, Perkinsidae. The record is from RefSeq and is a predicted model, not a curated record. Bases 1 to 354 code for a protein of 117 amino acids.